Molecule: messenger RNA, 1638 nt
Organism: Rodentolepis nana
Lineage: Eukaryota; Metazoa; Platyhelminthes; Cestoda; Cyclophyllidea; Hymenolepididae
Source: the annotation of a GenBank genome assembly
AUGAGAGAGAUAGAUUCUAUUGAAGAAUUUGAAAAUUUGCUUCGCGCUACUGCUGCCAAUGAUCAAGUUUUGGUUGUCGAUUUUUUUGCAACUUGGUGUAGACCUUGUAUGUUAGUUGCGCCACUGUAUGAAGAACUGAGUCACAAAUUUUACAGUUCCGAUGUCAUUUUCGUGAAAGUUAAUGCUGAUUCCGGUCAGGAAAUUUCACAUCGGGAAAUGGUUUCUGCUCUUCCAACUUUCAAAGUAUUUAAAAAAGGCAGUUGCCACCACACUAUAACUGGAGCACAUAUUGAUAGCUUAGAGGAGGCUGUGUUGGAUGCUUACUUUGAUGACUCUGUUAAAGAAUUUCUCUCUGGUGGCUUGGAUUCUUCCAAACGAAUGGCUAGGUCGAAGCUUCUAAAUAUUGUGACUCAGGCUGCUCUAAAAAUUGGCGAUAAGAAACCUUUCGAAUUGAAGCUGUCCGACCCUGUCUUCGAAAAUUACUUUCUGAUUAUACCGGGCUGCAUGCAAUACCUUUUUAAUAUGGGUUUUCAAGAAAAGACAGAUUCUCUUGUACUUCCAGCUUCUGCAAACCUACGACAAAUGGAUAGGUUGAUUCGACAGCUAAGAGGCUUUCGAAAACCUCCAAUUAAACCUGAUCGAUAUCCUUUUAUCUCACGAUUGGAGAAUUAUCGGCGUCAAGUGGCCCUGUGCGCAAAUCCAGAUUAUCAAAAAAAGGCAUUAAAUGAUAUCCCUCUGGACAAACUGCUUCGAGAAGCGGCCGAGACUAACGACGUUUCUCCAGAAAACGUUAAACCUCAUCAACUCCUUCGGGCUUUUCUGCGGUGGUUCAAAGAAGACUUCUUUGAUUGGUUCGACAACUGCGUCUGUGAUGAAUGUGGCUCCACGAUGAAAGCUCAGUCUGCUGCCCCAACGGCUACUGAAUCAAAGGAAGGAAUGGCUUACACUGUAGAAGUCUACUCGUGUCCCAACUCGGCCUCCCACCCACAGCAACGCUUUCCACGCUUCAAUGACCCAUUGAAAUUAAUGCAAACUCGCAAAGGGCGAUGUGGUGAAUGGGCGACGUGUUUCUGCUUCAUUUUGGCCUCGUUGAAGAAGGACACUACAUGUGUAAGGAAAGGAGACGGAUUGCAUGGGGAAAAGAUGGAAGAUGCCUGGUUCCAGGGUGUUCGGUUGGUGUUCGACCAGACUGAUCAUGUCUUUGUAGAAGUAUGGCUUACGGAUCUAGAAGGCUCUGAUUCAGGAAGAACUACUGUUGGCAGCAAAGGUCGUUGGGUUCAUGUGGACCCUUGUGAACAACUUGUUGAUGCUCCACUAGUAUACGAACUGGGAUGGAAAAAAGAGCUUUCCUACAUUUUCGCUUUAUCCGUUCCUCCACCAAUGGAUAAUGCUAACCUUCGAUAUCAAGCUGUGGAUGUUACCGAUGUGGUUUGGAAAUAUACAGCCGAUUUCUCUGGUGUUGUUCGACGUCGGAGGUUGAUUUCAGAAGUUGUGCUAGCACAGUACCUCGCUCAAGUUCACAAUGAAUCGGCUCAAGUUAUUCCUGCACGGUUCAAGCCCCCAUUUGGUUUGAAGGUCAUGGUUCAAGAACUUGCCAUAAUGUGUAAACCUCUUAAUCCGUCUCAGGAUUCCUUUCAA